AUGACCGACCAAUUUCAACUGGUCGUUGCCAUCACGUUGGCCAUAUGCACAUCGGCCGUGACUGAGAAUCCUAUCUACGAAGAGGCAUUGGUUGAGGCAACCCGCGAGACACUAGAGUCUGCGAACGAGCAUACCAAUGUCGUCAAGUUGAGUGGCGCCAAAAUGGCAUUGGACGACGGUCUGCACAUGUUUCUCAAUUUUCGACAAGACCUCACCACCGACGACCCGGCGAUAACCAGGGCCUUUGACGAAUGGCAAAUAGUUAACCACAAGGAGGUGUUCUCCAAGCCUCCCGGCGGAGACCCUGGGUUUCAAGUCAUCGUCACCCGAGAUACUCUGAAGGCACUUGGGCGUGGGUUUGCUCGGGACGUCCUCAUGAAGCAGUAUCAAUAUACCGACACCUGUACGAGUAACCCGAAAGGGUGGGACGCCAUUCGGUCGCUGGAAUAUCUGAAACUCGGUGCGCUAAGCGCUCCCACGGGCGAGGCAUUAGACGAGGCGCUUCAGCAAAUUACAGCAGUCAUCACAUCGGAGGCGGCUAUUGACCUCUGUGUCAGUAUUCGACAGUCAAAAUUCAUGACCAAGAUGUUGGGAGACUUUAUCAAGGCCAUAAUGGACGAACCAUCUCACACCAACCCACGAGAGUCGGAGGAGAUGGACGUUCGACCUGGCACAGCUGCCGUUGCAGACAUUGAAGACGAAGCCGAUGGGGCCUUUUCAGAGUCCGAGCGAGUUGAUUGA
Emericellopsis cladophorae is the source of this 741-nucleotide messenger RNA. RefSeq lists its product as uncharacterized. The transcript is spliced from 2 exons. The record is from RefSeq and is a predicted model, not a curated record. NCBI's taxonomy places the organism in Eukaryota, Fungi, Ascomycota, Sordariomycetes, Hypocreales, Bionectriaceae. The coding region runs from base 1 to 741 and encodes 246 amino acids.